Dendronephthya gigantea is the source of this 1144-nucleotide messenger RNA. RefSeq lists its product as uncharacterized. Bases 9 to 1115 code for a protein of 368 amino acids. The record is from RefSeq and is a predicted model, not a curated record. The transcript is spliced from 4 exons. NCBI's taxonomy places the organism in Eukaryota, Metazoa, Cnidaria, Anthozoa, Malacalcyonacea, Nephtheidae.
UAUCAGACAUGACUUGCCUACAGGGGUAUUCGACAACUUUGCCUUUACACAGUUCGGAUGCGCAACCGGUAGACAGUGUUACGGCUAUCACAGUAGAUUCGACGAGAAAUUUAGUAACAGAGGUUGACCUUGAGAGCGUCAAGAGUGGCAGUUCGAGUGAAGAAGCAGUCACAUUGCACAGUGACUUGGCAAUUCCAACUGACACAUCACCAACUGAAAGCGAAGAAAGCAGCGAAGAGGACAUGGAUUUUGAAAAACGCAAAGUACUAACAGAUGGAAAACCCCCCCAAGAACAAAUGAAAUUUAUCGUCUUCGAAGAAGCAAUUCUGGAUGUUUUCGGUAAAUGUAUUCAAUGUGGUGAAAAAUGUGUUUUGACCAUAGAAAGUAAAAUUGGCUCAUCAUGCAGAAUUGGCAUCACGUGUUCCAUUCAGUCUGAACAUUCCUUUGAGUGGUCAACUGCUCCAUCCCUGUCCAAGAUGCCAGCAUUCCAUUUGCUGUUGGCAUCUGGCAUUCUUGCAACAGGCAUGGAAUCGUCGAAAGUUCUUCGACUUUUCAAUGCGUUAAAUAUUCCUAACUUGCAGCAACGGGAGUUGUCAAAUAUAUUAAAGAAUUAUGUAAUUCCCGCGGUUUAUAAAGUUUGGCAAGAGGAACAGUCUGCAAGGUUGCGUGAAAUUGAAGGUCAAAAAAUUGUGGUAGCAUCUGAUAUGCGUGUUGACAGUCCAGGUCACAGUGGCCUAUUUGGUUCAGGAAGUACGCUUGACGUAGGAAAAAAUGUUGUAUUGGAUACCCAAGUAAUCAAGUCUACAGAAGUAAAAAACUCCAAUGCAAUGGAACUUGAAUCACUAAAACGACAGCUGAAAUACCUGGAGGAUAACAGAAUUGAAGUAGAAAAACUAGUAACAGAUCGGCACGUUCAAGUAUCUACGUAUAUGGCUAACGAGAAACCAGAGGUGGAACACUCCUAUGAUGUAUGGCAUGUGGCAAAAGGUGAAAAAAAGAAACUGACUAAAGUUGCGAAGAAGAAAAAUUUAAGAAGAUUAAGCCUUGGAUUGGGUCAAUUAUUAAUCAUAUUUACUGGGUUGCUGACUCGAGUGAAACCGAAGAUGAAAGAGUAGAGAAAUGGCUCAGCAUUCUCAAUCACAUU